Melopsittacus undulatus (budgerigar) is the source of this 456-nucleotide messenger RNA. Its product is annotated as leukocyte cell-derived chemotaxin-2. The transcript has 4 exons. The record is from RefSeq and is a predicted model, not a curated record. NCBI's taxonomy places the organism in Eukaryota, Metazoa, Chordata, Aves, Psittaciformes, Psittaculidae.
AUGCGCAGAGUCACAGCAGUUGUGCUCCUGACUGUGAUCUCCAGUGCUACUGCAGCACAAUGGGCCAAAAUCUGCUCCAGUCAACCCUCAAACAAAAUCAGAGGCUGUGAUUCCCAUGGCUGCGGUGGAUACAGCAGCUCCAGAGGAGGGAGGAAGCACAGGGGAGUGGACGUGGUGUGUUAGGAUGGCUCGGAGGUGUACGCACCCUUCACAGGGAAUAUUGACAAGCAAGCCAGGCCCUAUGGAAACAACAAUGCCAUUGACAACAGAGUCCAGCUGUCAGGAUCAGGAUUCUGCAUUAAGAUGUUUUACAUCAAACCCAUCAAGUACAGUGGCCCCAUCAGGAAGGGGGAGAAAAUCGGUGUCCUGCUGCCCAUGCAGAAGGUCUACAGAGGAAUUACAUCCCAUGUCCACAUCCAGAACUGCAAUUUAACAGAUCCUACUCCCAAUCUGUAA